AGGAAGUCUAGUGAUGCUGCUCUUCCUGUUCUUGAUGAAAACGUUGAACUACAGGCCCCAUGCGGGACCUCGGCCGAGGUCCCGGAUGUCUACCGCGCCGGAAGAGAAGAAGGUCCUUUUUACAGCCAUCUUGUGGCUUCAUCUAGCGAAGUGUUCGCACUAAGCCUCGUAGAAUCGGAGGGAAAUCCUGCUGAAGGGGCGCCAUCAUGCCCGGACAAAUGCAAGAAGGUUUUGGCUGUGCCAUUACCAAUCGGUUCGACCAACUAUUUGACGACGAGUCGGAUCCCUUCGAGCUGCUGAAGCAAGCCGAAGUGAAGAAGAAGGAAGCCCCUGCUCCUGGUGCCGCCAAGACCGCGGCGCAGCUUGCCAAGCAGCCGAAGAAAGAGUCCCAGAAAGACAGAAAGGUCCCGCUAACUGACAAGAAGGAGGAGAGCCAGGCACCGGUCCCACUGAAAAAAGAUGGUGCUGGCAUGAGGAGAAUGGGCCGCAAGCCGGAUGGCGAAGGCUUCAGAGCCCCGGGUGGGCAGGGAGAGGGACGCCCCCCAGCAGACCGGAGACCUGUGGACAGACGGCCCCCCCGACGCUUCGAGAGGCCCGCUGCCAGUGACGCCGGCGAGAAGCCCGAGGGCGGCGAGUUCUCGGUGGAGAAACCUGUUGGCGAUCGGCCCAUGAGAGGACGUGGUGGUCCCAGAGGAGGCGUCCGUGGAGGACGAGGACGUGGAAUCGGUCGCAACGACGGCUUUGACUCCAGAGGAAAGCGUGAAUUUGACCGACACAGUGGCAGCGACCGAUCCUGCGGUUCUUUCAGUAGCCAGAAAGGUGAGGAGAAGCGUGGUGGAAGUGGAUCUCACAACUGGGGCACCGUCAAGGAUGAACUCAAUGAGCUCGACCAAUCAAACGUUACUGAAGAGACCCCCGAAGGAGAAGAGCAUCCCGCUGCCGACUCCGAGAACAAAAGGGAGAAUGAGGUGGAGGAGGUAAAGGAGGAAGGACCCAAGGAGAUGACUCUGGAUGAGUGGAAGGCUGUGCAGGACAAGGAGCGAGCCAAAGUGGAGUUCAACAUCCGUAAGGCCAACGAGGGAGCUAAUUGGAACAAAGGAUUCGUGCUGCACAAGUCAAAGGCAGAAGAUAAGAAGGAAGAAGUGAUUGAUCCCGAGGUCGAGGAGCCGAAGGUUGAUGACGAGCACCACUUCCGCAAGCCGGCCAACGACAUCACCUCCCAGCUGGAGAUCAACUUCGGGGAUCUGGGCCGUCCGGGCCGUGGACGCGGCGGACCGCGUGGAGGUCGAGGGGGUCGCGGCCGCGGCACUGGUGGGGGGCCGCCUGGCGCCGUCAGUGGAGAAGCCACUAGGCCGGUCCGUGCGCCGAGGCCUGAUAAGUCGUCUGCGUCGGUGCCCAACGUGGACGACCCGGAGGCCUUCCCAGCCCUGGCUUAAAGCCCAGCGGCUGUUCCUCAGGCCUACAGGAGCCUCCAGAGCACCUCCACUACGAGGCCUGCAUGUUCCUGGAUCCUUCAGCAGAGUGGAAUGAUGGAGAAGAAUGUCAUUGACUAUGACACUCAAAGUGAGGACUGAGUUUUACCCAAUAAAAACAAAACGAAGAUGGAAAAAAAAACAGAAAUUAACAAAAAAAAAACAAAAAGAGAAAAGGACUUCUUGCUACUCGGGAGCAGCUUAUUGGUAGAGGUUUUGUACUCCGAAACCAAGUAGCAGGGAUGUUUUCAUACGGUGUUUCUUUCAGAGGUUAUGCAUGGCCCAUUGAUCGUUUGUGUUAGAGAUGUAAGCAUAAGGGUUUCUUAAGCUUUGAACCAGGUAGUGUGUAGCUCCUAUGCUAACGCGCCCAUAGCCUCACGCCACAACACUUUUAUGGAUUAUUUUCUCUUGAGCACUGGGGUUUUAUUUCAUACAGGAGGUCUAUUCAAUAAGUUCGGCCUGUGAACCUGUACUAUCUUUAUAAAUUCCUGCCGAGCGUGUCAGGUGGUCUAUAUUAGUAUUAUAGGUCUUGUAUUCCAAUGCAUUCGUGAAAUGGAGCCUGAACCUGUACUACUCUUCUCUGGUACUGAUCCGAGGAUCAUUCUGAUUCUCCAUAAUUGUUUAAGCGGACGGGUCUCCACACAGUGAGAUGAGGCUGAAGUCCUCCCGCUGCCCAAAAUCCUCACAGCAUGUAAACUGUUCCUGCUGACCCCCUCUGCUCUGCAUAAUUGCUCUGAAAGGAAUACAGUGGUAGAACUAGUGUUCUCUACGAAGUGUGAACUGCAGCUCUGCUGUUAGAGGCCUCUGUCGAUGAAUAAAGGUGGUCGAUAAAUUGUU
Messenger RNA from Gasterosteus aculeatus aculeatus (three-spined stickleback), 2309 nucleotides. RefSeq names its product SERPINE1 mRNA-binding protein 1. Lineage: Eukaryota; Metazoa; Chordata; Actinopteri; Perciformes; Gasterosteidae. Gene Ontology annotation, molecular function: mRNA 3'-UTR binding. The record is from RefSeq and is a predicted model, not a curated record. Gene Ontology annotation, cellular component: nucleus; cytoplasm.